Molecule: messenger RNA, 1213 nt
Organism: Toxotes jaculatrix (banded archerfish)
Lineage: Eukaryota; Metazoa; Chordata; Actinopteri; Toxotidae
Gene: mettl21e
Product: methyltransferase like 21e
Exons: 5
Coding region: 177-905 (242 amino acids)
Biological process (GO): peptidyl-lysine methylation
Cellular component (GO): cytosol; cytoplasm
Molecular function (GO): protein-lysine N-methyltransferase activity
Source: RefSeq, a predicted model, not a curated record
CUUGUGUGUAACUUAAAACCACAGAAGGUUACAGCUAACAGCCUGCUAGAGAGCUGGAUCCAGAUUGAUUUAAAUCCAAAGGACUUCAUCUGGGUCCACAAACCAAGAACGGCAGUUGGCUACCAUAGAUUUUCUUUUUGGGGCAUUCUUGCCCUCCUGCUUGGACUCCUUCAGACAUGGAGACUCAACAGUCCAAGGAGGACUCCAAGACUAAACACGAAGAGCUAGCCAAAGCUAUAAUGGCUCGGCGUUUCUACCCUUCUGUCAUUGGCCCGGAGGCCUGGGAGGGAUAUAUCUUCUCUGAUCUGGAGAUCCGCAUUAAAGAGUCCACAGACCUCUACGGAGCUGUACUCUGGCCCUCGGCAAUGGUGUUGUGUCAUUUCUUAGAGACUAACCGAGACAAAUACAACCUGACAGACAAAAAUGUGAUUGAACUGGGUGCUGGGACUGGACUCGUCACCAUUGUAUCCAGCCUGUUAGGUGCUAAGGUGACCUCCACUGAUCUACCAGAUGUUUUGGGGAAUCUCCAGUACAAUGUUAUGCGCAACACCAAGGGCCGAUGCAAGUACAUCCCUCUGGUCACUGAGCUCAUCUGGGGUCAGGAGGUGGAGCAGCGUUUCCCACGAGCCACGCAUUGUUUCGACUACAUCCUGGCAGCCGACGUGGUUUACGCCCACCCUUACCUAGAAGAGCUGAUGAACACUUUUGACCACCUGUGCCAGGAAAACACACAGAUCCUCUGGGCUAUGCGUUUCCGCCUGGACCCAGAGAACAGCUUUGUGGAUCGCUUCCGGCAGCGUUUCCACCUGGAGGAGCUGUAUGACCUCCCAAGCCUGAGUAUCAAACUAUACCGAGCCUGGAGAAAGGACAUGAGAACCAAAGACCAAGGAGAGGCUGCUGCAUAAACUGUGAAAACACAGAUUGUGUGAAUCUGUCUGUGACUGCUGAAUUGGGUAAAAUUUGGAAAUUGUCUUGCCAAAUGGAAAUGUGUUCAUAUAAAUAAGUAACAUCAAGUGUUUUGCGGGUUCUCAUAUAAAUGUCUUAAUUUCUCUUCUACUUCAGACUUUAUGCUGUGCAUAGUUUGACAUACCAACAUUUCAAAAUAUAAAGUUGUGAUCAGUGUUUUUACACAUUGUAUUAUGUUAUUCAAGGUAUUUGCAUGUUUAUCUUUGUCUACUGGACACAUUUUGGUGUAACACAAUACCAUUUAACA